Molecule: messenger RNA, 513 nt
Organism: Brenthis ino (lesser marbled fritillary)
Lineage: Eukaryota; Metazoa; Arthropoda; Insecta; Lepidoptera; Nymphalidae
Source: the annotation of a GenBank genome assembly
AUGUCAAUAUUACAGAAUAAUCCAUUAGCGCCCAAUUUAGGGCAAAACAAUGUAAAUAAUUGCUCGCCAAAUAACAUACCAGCAUUCAACACAAAUUCUAUUCCAAAUUAUUUAAGAACUGGCAAUGCCAUUUUGGCAAACGACCUCAAUACAAAUAUGCUUGCCAAUGCUAAUACAGCCAUAGUGAAUGAACAGAUGAUUGGUCAGACACUUCCAGCAACAAUAACAAGUGCUAAUUUUAUACCAAUUGCAAAUAUACCCAGCGAAAUGAUCAAUAACUUACCAAUGUCGCCUAUAAUUUCAGAAAUAAUCCCAUCUUUACAAUAUGGUGAUAUAACAAUGUCCGGAGAUUUACCAAUAGGUGGCACGAUAAAAGUAUGUGGUUGUUUUCCAGUUUAUGGCACGAUAAAUGUUGACGGAAGUUUGCCGUCUACUGGCACGGCAGUAGUGGCAGAAUCGUUUGGUAAUCAGCUAUCAGAGGUCAUAUCUCAAUGUGCCAAUCAAGUUAUUUUG